Paralichthys olivaceus (Japanese flounder) is the source of this 813-nucleotide messenger RNA. The record is from RefSeq and is a predicted model, not a curated record. NCBI's taxonomy places the organism in Eukaryota, Metazoa, Chordata, Actinopteri, Pleuronectiformes, Paralichthyidae.
ACCCAUCCCCUCCUGCCAGCAGAGUGGGGCGAUGCAGGAGCAGCAGCAGCAUCUGCUCUGACACAUCCUGGCGUGACGGGGACACCAAGCAGGCAGGAGGAAAGAAGGAGGAGGAGGAGAAGCUAAGGAGGAGGGGAGGGAGGGAGGCGGAGGAGAGGAGGAAGAGGAAGAAGAGGAGGAGGACACAACUCUGUCAAAAGGACGCCGGAGGACGGGACAAGGAGAGGUGGACAAGGAAGAAGGAGAGCGAGAGGAGACUCGGGUGUCGCAGCCAUGUCAGACACACCUUUGCAGAGGAACGGCACGGCAACAGCACCGAUGUCGUGUGAGGAGGCUCAGCUCCACAAAGAGAGGCUGCAGGCCUUGGCGGAGAAGCGAAAACGUCAAACUGAGAUCGAGGACAAAAGAAGCCAGCUGGACGACCUGGUGCUACAGCUACAACAUCUCAAGUCCAAAGCCAUGCGAGAACGAUGGCUCCUCCAGGGAAUGGGUGUGGAGGAAGAGGAGGUACGGCGGAAACAGCUGGAGCAGGAUGAAGAACAGGGGAAGAGGCUGGAAGACCUGAUUCACAGUCUGGAGUCUGACAUCGGCACGCUUGAAAGUGAAGAGUCUCAGAUUUCGGCCAAGGAGCAGGUUCUACGAGAACGUCUGAAAGAGACGGAGCGCUCGAUAGAAGACCUGCAGAAGAGUCUGAUGAACCAGGAUGGAGGUAUGAGCAAUGACACACACACAAACACAAAUGCACAACUCACUAGGGUGGUGUAUACCCCUGAGUUACCCUGUUGUCCUAGCAAUGGGGUCCCUCUUCUUUAG